Messenger RNA from Trypanosoma grayi, 840 nucleotides. RefSeq lists its product as hypothetical. The transcript has a single exon. The record is from RefSeq and is a predicted model, not a curated record. The coding region runs from base 1 to 840 and encodes 279 amino acids. NCBI's taxonomy places the organism in Eukaryota, Euglenozoa, Kinetoplastea, Trypanosomatida, Trypanosomatidae.
AUGGCACAAUCACGACUUAAUUUGAUCGAAGAAACGGCGCGAGGUUUGGAAGCCAUGCGUCUCGACAGCUCUGUUUCUCAUGGCGCCGUCACCGCUUCGGUCGCAAGGCUCCUUGACAGAGCGGAGCUUCCGAGGAUGAUUUGGGACACCGCGUUGCGCGCGUACACCCACCGGCGCAGAGAAUAUCACGUGGCAGACGUUUCGGGUCCUGCUGCCAUAAAUGAGGCAGGUGACAAGAUCGCCUUGCACAACGUGCUGGAGCAGGUCAUUGAUCUCUUUGGUCAGCGUGACCGGUUCCGCGUCAAGGGUGAAUUCGUCACGGACGAUCGCAAGAAGGCCCGCGCCGAUUUGGUUAUGCAGGAUGAGGACGGUAAUAUAUUGCUUAUAGUGGAGCUAAAGAACAUCAGCGUUCAUUAUCUGGUUCACUUAGCCCUGGAAAAGGAGUUCGCAGAACAGGUAAUGAGGAAGGCGCUGGUAAAACUUGAGUAUUACCACUACAACUCCAAUGAAUCUCGCCGGAAUAAGGAAGAGGAAUUCGUUACAUCGGAGACCGCUCCUAGCUGGGACGAAUUUGAGUCGUGGUACCGCAUUGCGAAGUUUGGAAACAGCCAUUCUAGCAUUUCAGCUGGAGGGAUGGAGCAUGUCGGCGGUGGCGGCGGCAGCAGCAGGAGCAGCAAGAAAAAUACUGAUUUCCAGGCCAUUAAGGACAUCAUUUCUGCUGCAUGGAAGCAACUCAAGGUUUAUUCUGAGGGGGAAAGAGCCGAGGCGAGAGGGGUAAGUGACGCACUGAAGGUGGUGCUCAUCACAGUUGGGCCGUUUGUAUACACGUCUAGCAUUUGA